Fragaria vesca subsp. vesca is the source of this 737-nucleotide messenger RNA. RefSeq lists its product as uncharacterized. The record is from RefSeq and is a predicted model, not a curated record. Lineage: Eukaryota; Viridiplantae; Streptophyta; Magnoliopsida; Rosales; Rosaceae. The coding region runs from base 193 to 570 and encodes 125 amino acids. The transcript has 2 exons.
CCACUUUCAUUCUCUGUAAACACACAAGUACUCAACUCACUACUCCCUCGGUCUCAAUCACUCUCUUCUCAGACUCUGAAAUUCCCAAAACCCUUUUGGCGAGUGGAGCUCACGAAUCGCCUUGAAUUCGAGGUCCAUUGUGUCUCUGUAUCUGUUAAAGACUGCUGAAGAAGAGAUUGACAUUGCAUUGUGAUGGUGGAUGCGUGGUGGUCCCUGUUAGCGGCUAUCCCUGCAGUGGUUGCAGGACAAGCAUAUCGGGUCAAGAAAAGGCGCACUGAAGAACAGAGAUUAAAGAGUGCUAGGGGAAGGGAGAAGAGUUCUGAUGAGAUUUUUGUCUGUGAGAGGGUAUGCACAUCAAAGAGAAUGCUCAAAAAGGUAGGUGCAUUCUCAAAGGACCCUAUUCCUGAUACGUGUGUUACUGUUUGUGGUGUCUCUGAGCUUGAUGCAUGCGCUGAUGCAUGUGCACGCACUGUUUGCGUGAACCAACACCAAGUGCCCAAUUGGAAUGACAUCUGCCUUCGGAGAUGCCAGAGUGAAUGUCUAAAACUCUCGACCUCCAGUUCUUCGUAGGACAUCCUAUUUUGAUUUGAAGGAGAGGUGUGUAUAACAUGUUGAAUUAUCAUAGUGUCAGCUAAUCCCAUUUCGGAUAUGUAAGAUCUGAUUGGUUAUCAAUAUUAAACUUCCGAGCGUGAACUAGAUAUUUGAUCCUGGAAUUUACUUUAAGGCUUCUUUGUUGC